This is a messenger RNA of Oryza brachyantha (malo sina), 1810 nucleotides long. RefSeq names its product monooxygenase 2-like. The coding region runs from base 132 to 1352 and encodes 406 amino acids. The record is from RefSeq and is a predicted model, not a curated record. The transcript is spliced from 6 exons. Gene Ontology annotation, molecular function: FAD binding. NCBI's taxonomy places the organism in Eukaryota, Viridiplantae, Streptophyta, Magnoliopsida, Poales, Poaceae.
AUCCGCCGCCUCGUCGGAAUCCGGUCUUCUCCAUACCAAUUCAAACCGUCUUCCUAUAAGAAACAGCUCGCAUCAUAAAAACCCCUGACAUUUCACACAGCCUUCGACCGUCUUCACUCCGCGAGCGAGCGAUGGAGGGAGACGACGUCGAGGCCGCCGGCGUCGUCAUCGCCGGCGCCGGCCUCGCCGGGCUCGCGACGGCGCUCGGGUUACACAGGAAAGGGGUGAGGAGCUUGGUGCUGGAGUCGUCGGCGACGCUGCGGGCGUCGGGGUACGCGUUCACGACAUGGACGAACGCCUUCCGCGCACUCGACGCCCUCGGCGUCGGCGACAAGAUCAGGGAGCACCAUCUGCUCUACGAGAGGAUGGUGACAUUCUCUGCAUCUACGGGCAAGCCAGCCGCGACAGUGAGCCUACAGAUGCAAGGCAAAAGUGGGCCGCACGAGAUUCGGUGCGUGAAGCGGAACUUCCUACUAGAGACGCUGGAGAACGAGCUGCCGGAGGGCACCAUUAGGUUCUCUUCCAAGAUCGUCUCGAUCGAGGAAGAAGGCAAUGCCAAGCUCCUACAUUUGGCCGAUGGCUCAACCAUAAGAGCAAAGGUGCUGAUAGGAUGCGACGGCGUGAACUCCGUGGUGGCGAAGUGGCUUGGCCUGCCAAAGCCAAUCAUCUCCGGCCGCUCGGCCACCAGGGGCCUCGCCGAGUACCCGGCCGGCCACGGCUUCGGCCCGGAGAUCAUGCAGUUCAUCGGACAGGGCUUCCGCUCCGGCGUGCUGCCCUGCUCCGACACCUCCGUGUACUGGAACUACACCUGGUACCCCUCCCCAGAUGACGGCGACGCGGAGGAGAGCGUGGCGAAGAUGCGGGGCUACGUGCUGGCGAAGCUGCGGGCGGCGAAGAUCCCGGCGGAGGCGCUGAACGUGAUCGAGCGGAGCGAGAUGAGCGACGUGGUGUCCUCGCCGCUGAGGUUCCGGUCGCCGCUCGCGCUCGUCCGUGGCAGCAUCAGCAGGGGCAACGUCUGCGUCGCCGGCGACGCCUUCCACCCGAUGACGCCCGAGCUCGGGCAGGGCGGCUGCGCGGCGCUCGAGGACGGCGUCGUCCUCGCCCGCUGCCUGAGCGACGCGUUCGUCGGCGCCGGGCACGACCCGGGGUACGAGGCCGUCGCGGCGGCCCUGGAGAAGUACGCCGAGGAGAGGAGGUGGCGAGGCAUCUGGCUGAUCACGGCGGCCUACCUCGUCGGCUUCAUCCAGCAGAGCAACAACGCGGUGAUCAAGUUCCUCAGGGAGAAGUUCUUGUCAGGAUUGCUGGCCAAAACUCUGGUCGCCAUGGCCGAUUACGAUUGCGGAAAGCUUUGAUUAAGUUCACGAGAAAUCAAGAAGAAAACAAAUGAAGUGGCGGUGAAAGUGAGAGCCGUCUUAAUUAGCACAUGGAACAAUCUUGUAAUGUUGUUAACCAAGCACGAGAGCGCGAGCUUAAAGUCCACCGUACAAUGUACUACUCACGUACACACUCACCAUGGCAGCAUUUGACUUGUGGGUACUGUGUCCCAGGUAAGUUUGUUCUACGAGCAAUUUUACCAUCAUUAAGAAAGUAUUAAGAGGUACCACUUUUUUCUAUGUAAAAUUUAAUAUCUUCUAGUACUUUUUUCUAUGUAAAAUUUGAUACCUUCUGGUACCUGAAAAAAGUGAAAGUGAUAGCUCGUGGUACCUCAUCUCCUCGGAAAAAAGCUCUUGUUCUAUAACCAAAAUAAGUUCUUGGAGUGCAAGGUAAACCGCAUCUUGGAAUGAUUUAAAGACACAAUGAUAAAUAUGAU